Molecule: messenger RNA, 3309 nt
Organism: Venturia canescens
Lineage: Eukaryota; Metazoa; Arthropoda; Insecta; Hymenoptera; Ichneumonidae
Product: 4-coumarate--CoA ligase 2-like
Exons: 7
Coding region: 927-2699 (590 amino acids)
Biological process (GO): fatty-acyl-CoA biosynthetic process; long-chain fatty acid metabolic process
Cellular component (GO): mitochondrion
Molecular function (GO): long-chain fatty acid-CoA ligase activity
Source: RefSeq, a predicted model, not a curated record
UGCUCAGUUUUCGUGAAACGACAUAGAUAUUUGUCGUUCAAAAAUUAACCAAUUCUAACCUAGAAUUCCUAAAAUAAUUCAACUCGCUUCUCUCAGACUCCACCCUGAAUUGCCCAUUCUCGACGAAUUGCGAUUCAAGGGAACUGACAGAGCUGUCAAGACGGCUCUGCACUUUUCCUUAUCUCCGAAAAAUUGAAUGUCAAAACAUUUUUUCUUUCAAACCUUCGCGCUUGAGGCCACUCGAGGAAUGGCUCGUUUUCGAGCUCUCUUAUCACAUUUAUUUCACAGCGACUCAUCUGCAGUACUGGAAUCGCCGAUCACUUGACCAGGAAAAAUGCAGUUAUUUGUUCAAACUAUGGAAGGCGAUCUGCAAAAUGUCAUUUCCUUCAAAAAAAAUAUUUGCACCUCGUUAUUUCACUGUCGCUUCAAUAUUUCUUUUUAUUAUUUCGUUUAUAGUGAUUCUGAUCACGUUUUGUUUCUUAUUGUCCUUAUCCCCUUACAGCAUCCAGACCAUCAGUAGUUUUGUUAAUCUCUGCGACCGUCAGAGAGCGUGUGAAUCAAAGAGUAUAACAAUAAUCAUCUGGUCUUAACCUGCUUAACAUAACAAGUGAAAAUACAAAAAUUUUUUUUAUUCACCUGUAACAUUUUUAAUCUCAAAUUAGGAGAGAAUCAAUCGAGCUUUGAACGUUGUUUAAACUUGAUUAGAUAAUACGAAUGAAAAUGAUAAGAAAUCACCCAUAUACUGUCGACAUAAGAGACUCGUUUAUAUUUUCAUAAUUCAGUUCCGUGUCAGUCGCUGAUCGCUGACGCGGUCGCAGCAGCAACGAACAGCAGAAACCUUUCAAAAUCAAUAAUAUAUUUCUCCGACGACGCAAUUCUCUCCAUUUUUAUUUACACCUUGAAAAUAGAUCAUUGUGAUUUUAAAAAUGAUUCGGUGUUCGAUCAAGUUGAGCAGUGGCUUCUCAAAUGCUGUUUUUUUCCAGAGGAAAAUAACUCGGUCGAACGUCAAACUUUAUGUGCGCAAUCGCAGAAUCCUUUGUGCCUCGAGUGCUAGAAAUUCAUCGACAAAAGCGAACGUUGAUCCCAACAACGUUUAUCGAAGUUUGCACGACGACGUCGACUGUGCGACCGGCGCCCAUUUGCACGAUUAUGUUUGGCAAAACCUCGAUAAAUGGGCCGACAAGACUGCUGCGGUUUGCAUCGUUACUGGACGGAGUUACACGUACGCUCAGCUGAGAAAAGCCUCCGGAAGAUUAGCGACAUCUCUCCGGAAGUGCAAUCUCAACCCGGGCGAUACGGUCGCGGUCGUAUUGCCGAACGUGCCGGAAUACGCGAUUGUAGUUUUCGGGGCGAGCGAAGCAGGAAUUCGGUUGGUUCCCAUGAGUACAGCGUUCACCGCUUACGAGAUAGGAAUCCAGCUGAAAAAUGCCAAUGCCUCGGCCGUCGUAACGACGCCCUCGAAAUAUGCGACCGUCGCGACGAGCGUGGAGGGCAAUCGCGAAGUCAAGUUGCCGAUCAUCGUCGUCGAGGAUGGCAGCGGCGAGGUACCGGAAGGUGCGAUUAAAUUUGGCGACUUGACGAGAGAAGACGUUGAGGAGUUUGAAAAAACAGGCGAAAAAACGGGCACCGAGCCAGAGGAUUCUAUGCUGCUUCCUCUUUCCAGCGGGAGCACCGGACUCCCAAAAAUAGUCGAAUUGUCUCACAGAAACGUCGUGGCGAACUUGAAGCAAUUGUCAGUCAAAGGCGUAGCACUCUCGACAGCAGCAACGGCCAACUGGCAAGAAAACAUUCCAAUUAUUUUGCCGCUGUAUCACAUUUACGGAUUGAUCGUCAACCUCAAUUUGAGCAUGACUGUAGGUGCGAAGAUGCAGUUCAUCCCGCAGUUCAGCGCCGAAGCUUUUUUCAAAGUUCUCAAAGAAGCUCGUCCCACGCAGCUGUACUUGGCGCCCCCGUUGAUCCAGCUGAUGGUUAACGAUCCGAGAAUGACGAAAAGCCAUUUGGAAUCGACGAAAACACUCGUGUGCGGGGCGGCUCCGAUCGGCGAGGAAGUAAUAACCAAAUAUCUCAAGCUCGCACCAUCCCAUACGAAAAUCCUACAAGGCUAUGGCUUGACCGAGUGUUCUCCGGUCGUCACCAUGUCCACGGAAUCCCCUUUCGUCUCAGUCGGUAAACCGAUUCCCAACACCGAUAUCCGCGUCGUUGGCUUUGAUGAUGAAAACAAAGGAAACAAUUUGAGCUUCGAUCAAGUUGGCGAAAUUUAUGUCAGAGGACCACAAGUCAUGAAAGGGUAUUACAACAAUCCUGAUGCCACUGCCCAGUGCAUGGAAGGAGAUUGGUUGAAAACUGGGGACUUGGGCAGUGUAGAUAAAAGUGGUUACCUUUACAUACGGGGCAGACUUAAAGAACUGAUAAAAGUUCAGGGCUACCAAGUCGCGCCAGCAGAGAUCGAGGAUUUGAUUCAGGGACACGAGAAAGUGGCAGAAGCCGCCGUUAUAGGAGUCCCUCACGAGAAAUAUGGCGAAGUACCGAAAGCGUUCGUCGUAACGAAAAAGGGAGUCCAUUUGAAUCCUGAAGAAAUAAAAAAUUGGAUUGCCGAACGUUUAGCCAAGUAUAAACACCUUGGCCAUGUUCAAUUUGUUGAUAAAAUACCGAAAAAUCCAGCAGGAAAAAUACUUCGACGAGAACUCGAGAAAAUGUGAUGUCCUUUGUGUUUUUAGUGGCUUCCUGAUUGACUUCCGAGACAGCAUUUGUUCAUCCAGUUCUUCCGAGUCCCUUGAUGAGCUUAUGGUUCCAAUGAAUUUGAAGGAGACUCUGACCACGGAGAUCAAAGGGCUCACUGGCCUAUUGGAACGAUCUCCGACGACUAUCUGAAUAUGUAAAAUAAUUUGGUAGGACGAUGCUUGCCAGAUGAGUGGUAAACAAUAUUUUUAUAAAAUUUUUCAGGAAUUGAGUAAGGCAGUUUAGACACUCAGUGCGACAGCUCGUUGCCAGCUAUACUGGAACAAGAGAGUCUGAGUUAUCAAGCUCUUGUACAUUCAAAUAUGAAAAUUUUUAGAUUUUUAUUGAGCAUUGAAAAUGGUAGAGGCCAGAAAGGGUCUGAAAGGCUUAUCGUUAGCAUCGGUCAGAGUCGGUCACAAUUAAGGGAUCAAAAUGUACUAACAACUUCUCCCUGUGUUCAUAUACAUAUAUAUAAAAACAGAAUGUUUAAAACAAAUUAUCUUUUGUAAUCACUUAAAUUCGAAUUAUUAUGUAAAAUACACUCUAUGAGAAAAAAUAAAAAAAUCUACUCAGUGAUUUCUUUAAUAAGAA